AUGGAUGCCUGUAAUAACGUACUCACCAUGAAUAACAUCCGGUUAUUCCUUUUCCAACUGCUCCGAGGUUUGGCGUACUGCCACCAGCGCCGAGUACUCCAUCGCGAUUUGAAACCGCAGAAUCUUCUGAUAACUGCCAAGGGCGAGCUGAAGUUGGCCGACUUUGGUUUGGCGCGGGCUAAAUCUGUACCAACGAAGACCUACUCGAAUGAGGUGGUGACGCUGUGGUACCGACCGCCGGAUGUGCUUCUA
Molecule: messenger RNA, 252 nt
Organism: Ostertagia ostertagi
Lineage: Eukaryota; Metazoa; Nematoda; Chromadorea; Rhabditida; Trichostrongylidae
Source: the annotation of a GenBank genome assembly